This is a messenger RNA of Cornus florida, 1705 nucleotides long. Its product is annotated as lysine histidine transporter 1-like. The transcript is spliced from 8 exons. The record is from RefSeq and is a predicted model, not a curated record. Lineage: Eukaryota; Viridiplantae; Streptophyta; Magnoliopsida; Cornales; Cornaceae. Gene Ontology annotation, cellular component: plasma membrane. The coding region runs from base 108 to 1457 and encodes 449 amino acids.
AAUAGAUGAACAAGUCUCAUCAUUUAUUGAGUUCACGUUCUCUCUGCCUAUUUGGUCCCCUGUUUUGUUUUCCCCUGUUUCUCUCUCGUACUCUGCUCUGAACAGCCAUGAAAAGUCAUCAAGCUCCAGCUGAUCAGAACCAUGCCCCUAACACUGUUGACCGACGGACAGCAAAGGAGAAGGCAAUCGACGAUUGGCUUCCCAUCACUUCUUCAAGGAAUGCAAAAUGGUGGUACUCGGCUUUCCACAAUGUCACUGCCAUGGUUGGAGCUGGGGUCCUAGGCCUGCCUUAUGCAAUGGCAGAGCUCGGAUGGGGUCCUGGUGUGGCUAUAAUGGUUGUAUCAUGGAUUGUAACGUUAUACACUUUAUGGCAAAUGGUUGAGAUGCAUGAAAUGGUUCCUGGGAAGCGUUUCGACAGAUACCAUGAACUGGGACAGCAGGCAUUUGGCGAAAAACUCGGUCUCUGGAUUGUGGUGCCCCAACAGCUGCUUGUUGAAGUCAGUGUGAACAUAAUCUAUAUGGUCACCGGGGGACAGUCACUGAAGAAAUUCCACGACAUAGUGUGUCCUGAAUGCAAAAGUAUCAAACAAACUUACUUCAUAAUGAUCUUUGCCUCUGUCCAUUUCGUGCUCUCCCAUCUUCCCAACUUCAAUUCCAUCUCUGGUGUGUCUUUGGCCGCGGCAGUCAUGUCCUUGAGUUACUCUACUAUUGCUUGGAGUGCUUCUGUUCACAAGGGUGUGCAAGAAGAUGUGCAGUAUGGCUACAAAGCUAAGAGCACAUCAGGAACAGUUUUUAACUUCUUCGCUGCCUUGGGUGAAGUAGCAUUUGCCUAUGCCGGACACAACGUGGUCCUGGAGAUUCAAGCAACGAUCCCUUCCACACCCGAGAAGCCUUCCAAGGGACCGAUGUGGAGAGGAGUCCUCGUAGCAUACAUAGUUGUGGCAUUGUGCUACUUCCCUGUGGCAUUUAUUGGGUACUGGAUGUUUGGGAAUUCAGUUGAGGACAAUAUCCUCAUCACAUUAGAGAGACCAGUAUGGCUAAUUGCAACAGCUAACAUGUUUGUCGUCAUUCAUGUGAUCGGAAGCUAUCAGAUUUAUGCAAUGCCGGUAUUUGAUAUGAUAGAAACUGUGCUGGUAAAGAAAUUGAAAUUCACGCCAAGUUUCAUGCUUCGAUUUAUUACACGAAAUGUAUACGUUGCAUUCACAAUGUUUCUUGGCAUGACCUUUCCUUUCUUCGGAGCUCUUCUUUCAUUCUUUGGAGGAUUUGUAUUUGCCCCAACAACAUACUUUCUCCCUUGCGUGAUAUGGCUUAUCAUCCAUAAACCGAGGAAGUACAGCUUAUCUUGGUUUACUAACUGGACCUGCAUUGUGCUGGGGGUUAUUUUGAUGGUUCUAGCACCUAUUGGAGGGCUAAGACGGAUCAUAAUUGAAGCCAAUACCUAUGAAUUCUACUCUUAAGCAUCAUCCUUCGACACCAAGAGAAUGUGGUUUUUUACAACUACUCAAAGAAAAAUUGAACAAGUUCAAGAUGAUACUGAUGGCGGCAUUUGCAAUAUAGUUGGAUGGUUUUCACCUAGUAAUCUGUGAAACCUACCUCAAUGGUAUUUUUUAGAAUAUACUGUAGAAAUAAUGUGGGCUUGGAACUGUGAAACGAAAAGAUGAAAUGAUACGAAAUGAAAUUCGAGUUACACCGUUUUAUUAGAAAA